GCGAGUGUGGCGGCGGGAGUGAGGAGGCGGCCUCCCCGGAGGAGGAGGAUGGUGGUGGUGGAUUCCCCCGCGGCGGGGCUGCGCCUCCGGAGCCCGCCCUGCCCUCCGCCGCUGGGGAAGUGAAGGUGCUGGACCAGUGCCUGGAGGCUGUCAUGGGCCAAUAAACUGAAGCUGAAUCCUGAUAAGACAGAAGCUCUGUGGAUUGGUGGUUCCUGAGUCCGGGAAUUGGGACUGUGAAGCACAGUUUGAGAAUCGCUAAUGCAGCAGAAGCUGGAAUGCUAAUUCAUACUUCUAAACAGCCACUCCCUGGUGAUCCCUCUCUAAAACUAUGCCAGAGAUGACCGAGAAGGCUCCUCUUAAGAAGCAGCACCGAAAGAAAAACCGUGAGACUCACAACGCAGUGGAGAGACAUCGAAAGAAGAAGAUCAAUGCUGGAAUAAAUCGAAUUGGUGAACUAAUUCCAUGUUCCCCAGCACUGAAACAGAGUAAGAACAUGAUUCUUGAUCAAGCAUAUAAAUAUAUAACAGAAAUGAAGAGGCAAAAUGAUGAACUCUUGUUGAACGGAGGGAACAGUGAGCAAGCUGAAGAAAUAAAAAAGCUCCGGAAGCAGUUGGAUGAACUCCAGAAAGAAAAUGGGCGCUAUAUAGCACUAUUGAAAGCCAAUGACAUUUGCCUUUAUGACGAUCCUACCAUCCAUUGGAAAGGAAAUCUUAAAAAUGCAAAAGUUUCAGUUGUUAUCCCCAAUGAUCAGGUGCAGAAGAGGAAAGGAAGCCUCAAAAAUACAAAAGUUUCUGUUGUUAUUCCUAGUGAUCAGCUGCAAAAAAAUAUAAUUGUAUAUUCCAACGGCAGUCAGCUUGGCGGAAGUAACCAGGGGGCAUCUGUCCAGGGAAUAACCUUUAAUAUUAGUCCUAAUUUACAGAAGCAGACAGCUAAUGUUGUUCCUGUCCAAAGGACUUGCAAUCUAGUUACACCUGUGACCAUUUCUAGUAUAUACGCCACAGAAAUCAAGUCAGGAGUUCAGACUUCAGUUUCUCCUUUGGUGUCAGGCUCACCAAAUCCAGCCAAAAAAAUUCUUGAGUGCUCUACCUCUGAAAAUGAGCAGGGUGUACCUACCAGUACUAGUGCUGCCAGCUCUGUGAAUGCCUUGCAGCUAGUGAGGAUACAGUCUGAAAUACAGAGUUCACCACACGAUGAAGAUAGACCAGAGAGUUUCAAGUUAAUUGAGAAAGCAGGAAUGCCCAUGACCAACCUUCCCGCCAGUGCUAAUGCGGACAUACCUUCUUCUCAGCUGGCAGAUAGACCUCCUAAAAGGGAUUCAGGAAGUGGGUUCCCAGAAAGUUGUGUAGUUUCAGCAGCUGAUACCAGUGUUACGCCAUCUGUAAGGCUCUCCAUUGAUGGAAAGCCAUCCACAGGAAAGGUCUUCAAAAAUGUAAAUGUGCUAAGUGGCAGAGGAGCACCCGCAACUUCUGCAGUAGAAGGCCUGAAGGCCUCAACAGAAAUGAACACCUUGCCUGCUACUACUUUAGAGAAGUGGCCUUUCCCCAGUUCUGCAGGUGUUGGCACUCCAGGCUCAAAAAGCAUGGCUAGCCUAACACGAAUCACCUCAGCUGGAAACACCCAGACUACUUGGACUACUUUGCAGCUAGCAGGGAAUACUGUUCAGGCUCUAAAUCACGCUCCACCCAACAUAAUGACUCCCCUGUUAAAUGAGCCAGUUAAUGGAACUAGUAUUCUAACUUCCAGUCCUAACAGGGUUUUGUCAACAACUGCCAGUUUAAAUAAGUCUCUAGUUGCAGGUGAACAGACAGCUGAGAAAAUUGUGGUUACUUUGCCUUCCUACCCAUCCUUACCAAUCCAGCCACUAGUCACGAAGACCCAGGUUGUUGCGCAAUCUGCAGGCAGCCUCCUUCCAUUGAAUCCAGCCAUGCAGGUGAUUCAGAUGUCCCAGCCGGUGGGUUCCCCUGUUGCUGCGUCACCUGCUAAUCAAAACGUCGUCAUUCUCCAGCCUCCUCAUGCUACUCCCUGCCCAUCGGUUUUGAGAGCUGAAAUCCCCAACCAAACUGUUAGCCAACAAAUUGUUAUUAUACAAACUGCUAACCCAAAUCCUCUCUCUCUUUUCUCUACCCAACCUCCUGUCAGAAUGCCUGUGAACGGCGUUUCUUCCACAGCAAGUGCUAGCAACCCUAUGCAAAAUCCGUCUCCCCCUCAUAUGUUUGGUGGGAAACAUCUCGUCCACAUUUUACCAAGGCCAUCCUCUUCACCAUCGUCUAGCUUGACGCAAACCUUUUCCGUUACAAUGUCUAACCAGCAGCUUCCACAGACGGUUUCUUUAAAUGGACAGCUAUUUGCAUUGAAGCCUGUGAAAUCCUGUUCUGGAGGUUCUGAUCAAACUCCUAUGCAAAUCAUUCAGCCUACCACCAGUGAAGAUCCAAAUACCAACGUUGCCCUCAAUACAUUUGGUGCUCUAGCUAACCUCAAUCAAAGCAUAUCGCAGAUGGCUGGACAAAGCUGUGCGCAGGUGUCGGUCAGUCAGCCCACCAAUCCAGCCACUGCCAACAGCCAAACCACGUCAGAUAAUCGUGUUUUGCCGGCAGCUAUAGUAGCAUCCUCUUCAGCUGCUGAGAACGCUGUAUUAACCAGUGUUGCACAUUCAGUAAAUGCUGCUCCACAAAAAGCUUUUCUUGGUUUGGGCUCAAAAUGGUCUAAUAAAAACUCAAGUACUAAAAAAUGUUUACUGGCCAGCAGCAGCCUUGCAUGCCGAAUGAAUUCUUGCAAAGAUUCCAAAAAACGUGACAGUGCUAAUGUGGACAUGGCCCCUGAGUAUUCAGGAAGUGACAUCUUGCUUGAAAACAUGCCUGUAAAUGUAGUGUUGCAAGCCUUAUCCACACCACAAGCAAAUAGGAAAGCACCUGACAAUGUAAAUGCUUCUGAUUCUUGUCCCGAAGAGAGCCUAAGAGCUGAACAGGACCUGGAAUCUACUCUGGCACCUGACCCAAGUGCCGCUGUCAUGCCUGGACUAUUGCCCCUGGAAUCGUCCUUGUCAGGACAGCUUGAAGUGGUUGCUCCAGUUUCCACAGACUGUGCUUCUCCACCCCUUCAAAUGUGUAAAUCUCAAACUAAUUCAGCAGCAAAUUCGAAGUUAUCAGAAUCAUCCAAAUGCAUUGCCACCAGCCCCUUAACAUCCUCUUCUUCUGACUCACACUUGACAAAUCCCCAAAUUUCUGGGACGUCUGUGACUAACAGAGAGACAAGUGCAGAGAGUGUUCCUAGAACAGAAGUCUCUGAGAUCUGCAGGGUGGAACCAAAUUGUUCUAUAGUCAUGCAAGCCACAGAUUUAUUAGAAGAACAAGGGCUAACCAAGAUAUUCUCUGAUUUCAGUAAAGUGGGAGAAGUUGAAGAAAAAAACUUUUCUGCCCAAGGAGAGCACCCUAGAUUUCACACCCAAAGCACUAAAUCAGUUAUAGACUCAAAUGAUGACUUGGCAGGGAAGCAGGAAGGGCUCUUGCUGAUGAACAAUGAAGAGGAAAAUCUCACGCAAUCUCAUCCCUGCACCUCUGAGCAAGAGGCAGCCACUGCUAACAGACAAGCGGACUCUCCCAUGUCAACCAGCUCAGGCAGCAGUUGUGGCUUCACAGUUGCAUCUAUGUUGCCAGACACAUGUAGGGAAAAUGUUCCCAAUAGCAAUUUGGUGAAUACAUGUAACAGCUGCACAUUUUCAGAGCAAACCGAUAUUGUAGCACUAGCAGCAAGGGCCAUUUUUGAACAAGAAACCUUUGCGAAAGGUACAGUGGCAGUGUCUGGAACUGCUGCUUCGAAGACCAACGAAGUCUCAUCUCUAGGAAGAGAUCAGACUUUCAAGUCUCAUACAGCUAAAAAUGCAGACCAGAUAGAAACCGCAUCAAACAAUUUCAGCAACCAGAAUUCUUUGCAAAUAAAUAUUGACAGGUCAGCUGAAAAACAAAGUUGUUCUGUCAGAGUGGAAAUGUCCAGUACAACUUUGCAAAUCGCAACCCCUCAAUCUUCAAGCACAUCAAGCUUGAGUGUCAAUAAUCUCAUACAUCAAAGCUGCAUCAUUCACCCAGCUGUAAGCUGCUCAGCUUCAGCCUCACCUCCAGACCAAGCAACUGUUCCUGUGACCAUGACUCAAGCCAUGCCUGCUAAUUCAUAUAUGAAUCAGUCUCCUGAACAUUCUCCAGUGCUAAUGACAGACUAUGCGUCAGAGCAGCUGCCUGCUCUUCGGACAACCGCCAUGCAGGCUCCACAGAUGCAUGAGCCACACUUAAAGCACCAAAGCCAGGAAAGCCGCAAAGACUCCGUCAAACGUUCCGUACAAGAUGAUCACCUGCUUUCCGCAUCAAAGAGGCAGAAACCGUGCCAGACAGCACCUCUGCAGCUUGAAGACAUGGCUUUGCUGAACCAAACAAGCAAUGAUAUUACAGAUCACAAUCGAGUCCUUGUCAAUCAGAUCCCCCCCAACUCAUCCAAUCUUGCUGUAUCAGUGACCAGUCAAGGGCACACUGAAGGCCAUAGCAGAUUAUUUCCAACCAGCAAUUUUGGGUCAGCUGCCCUGAGGCAAUCGGACGUUCAGUGUAAUUCUCAGCCUUCUGUCUCUGAUCAGGCAGGACAACACCUGCAGCCUAUUCAGCAUGCUCCCACUCAAGGAAUGGCUCAUCUUCAUAGUAAUCACCCCUACAUAAAGCAGCAGCAGCAGCAACAGGCUGGACAAUUAAGAGAGAGGCAUCAGUUGUAUCAACUCCAGCACCACAUUUCUCAUGCAGAAAGCUCUAUCCACACUCAAGCUCACAAUAUCCACCAGCAAAGAAUAAUGCAUCAAGAGGUACAAAUGCAAAAGAAAAGAAACCUGAUCCAAGCGGCCCAGCCCACGACACUUGCUUUACAGCAGAAACAUCAUGGAAAUGACCAGCCACGGUCAAAGAGCAGCCAGCCCCACCCCCACCACCCACAGAUUCAACAGAUGCAGCAGCACUAUACAACUUCCCAGUCUGAGAAGAGCUGCGAGAACUCUGGGGCGAGCAGAGCUCACCAUAACCAUCCUCAGAGCCUUCUGAACCAGGACAUUCUCCAUCAGCCACCGCCAGAUGUGGGCAAUAGACAGUCAGGUUCUGGAGUUCCUUCUGAACACUUGCCAGGACAUGGUCAGAUGCAGAGACUUAUGACCUCCAGGGCUUUGGAACAGCAAAUGGUGUCCCAACCUAGUAUUGUCACCAGGCCAUCAGAUAUGACUUGUGUCCCCCACAGACAAGAGAGAAAUAGAGUUAGUAGUUACUCUGCAGAGGCACUUAUUGGGAAGUCUCCUAAUUCAGAGCAGAGGCUAGGAAUAUCUGUUCAGAGCUUGAGGGCUUCAGACCAUCUUGAAAUGAGAAAUUACCUUGAUGUGUCUAGGAAUAAAGGUUUGAUAAUCCAUAACAUUCAAGGUCGCAUAUCUGUAGAUCAUACAGUUGGAUCAGAUCUUCAAAGGCUCUCUGAGUGCCAGACAUUCAAGGCAAAUGGCACUAACCAGCAGGCCACAGGCAAUUUUGACGUGCAGGCCUCAAGAAGCAAUGAAAUAGGUAAUUCAAUGUCGUCUCUCAGGGGUAUGCAGUCACAGGCUUUUCGAAUUGCUCAAAAUGCUGGGCCACCUAUAGACAGACAGAAGAGGUUGCCCUAUCAAUCAGUUCAGGGCAUUUCAGCAGGAAAUCCACUCCCUCCCCCAAGAGACAAUGAAAAUACAUGCCACCAAGGGUUCAUGCAGAGUUUACUUGUCCCUCAUCUUGGAGAUCAAGCCAGUGGAAGCCAAAGAUCAAUUUCAGAGCAUCAGAGAAACCCACAGUGUGCAUCUUCUUCAAACGUUGAAUAUAAUUGCCCCCCAGCAAGAGACAGUGUUCACAUUCGAAGAGAAGGUGAUGGUCAGAAUAGAGAAAGUUGUGACAUGUCUCUUGGUACUAUUAAUAGUAGGAACAAUUCAUUAAAUAUUCCUUUUUCAAGUUCUUCAGGAGAUAUUCAGGGUCGCAACUCGAGCCCCAAUAUUUCUGUUCAGAAAUCCAAUCCCAUGAGAAUGACAGAGAGUCAUGGAACAAAGGGUCACAUGAAUGCUCCAGUUUCUGGCAAUGUGCAUGGAGUUGUCCGACCUCCUCUCCACCACCCACCAGUCUCUCGUGGAAAUGCUGACCAAGUCCCACCAUCUAUUCAUCAGCCAAGCUCUUCAGCUACUCAGCGGUCAAGGCAUCCUCUACAGGAUAAUAGUAGUUCUAAAAUUCGCCAGCCUGAAAGGAAUCGUUCUGGAAAUCAGAGGCAUGGGAAUGUCUUUGAUCCUAGUCUUCCCCACCUUCCUUUGGCUACCAGUGGUACUAUGAUCCUUGGACGGCAACAACAUGCUCUAGACAAAAGAGGCAGUAUUGUUCGAUUCAUGCCUGAGGGGCCACAAGUAUCUAAUGAUAGUGCACCUCCUGAUCAACAUGGUUUGUCUCAAAACUUUGGAUUCUCUUUCAUUCCAGAGGGUGGAAUGAAUCCUCCAAUAAAUGCCAAUACGUCAUUCAUCCCACCAGUGACUCAAUCCAGUGCUACUCGAACACCAACCCUGAUUCCAGUAGAUCCUCAAAAUACAUUGCCAUCAUUUUAUCCUCCAUAUUCUCCUGCUCAUCCUACCCUAUCCAAUGACAUUUCAAUUCCUUAUUUUUCUAAUCAAAUGUUUUCGAAUUCAAGCACAGAGAAGCCCAGUGGUGGAGGUCUAAACAACCGGUUUGGCUCUAUCUUGUCUCCUCCCAGACCAGUUGGCUUUGCUCAGCCAAGUUUUCCCCUUUUGACAGACAUGGCCCCAAUGCAUAUGGCCAAUUCAUCACACUUGUCCAAUUUUAAUUUGACUUCUUUGUUCCCAGAAAUAGCUACAGCUCUUCCUUCAGAUGGUUCAGCAAUCUCUCCUCUGCUAUCAAUAGCAAACACUUCUGCUUCUGAUUCAUCCAAACAAUCAUCAAAUCGGCCUGCUCAUAACAUAAGCCAUAUUCUUGGUCACGAUUGUAGUUCAGCUGUAUGAAAAGUAUGGUGGGUUGUUUUGUGUGUGUGUGUGUGUGUGUGUGUGCGCGCGCGCAUUUAUGCGUGCAUAUGUAUAAUACAUUUUGUAUGUACAUAUGCAUACAUAUAUGCUUCCAUUUGGGGUUGCCACCUGAAGAGACCACUCACAGCAUUAUUGUCUGUGAGAAAUAUGUAUACAUGGGCAGGUGUUUCUCUGUUUCUACAUACCCAUGUUGCUAAAGUAUCAGUGCCUAUCUCAGUGCUUAUUAGUAACACCUUGAUCUGUCUUAACAACAUAUAAUAAUCUCAUAGUUACAAACUGUCCCCCUCUGUGCCAAGAUCAGCCCUGUGCAAAAUAAGACCAGGGAAACUGAUUCUGAAGAGGUGUAUUUAUAAUCCUUGGAGAAAAACUUUUUUUUACCAUGAUGUAGAUCUGUAAAGGCCUCAGACAUACCUCAUUUGGAGUCUCUUCAUACCUGAUCAUUUUGAUUGCUUUUUGUGUUAACGUUUAUCAUAGACACCUACCACAGGGCUAACUAUGUGGUGAAUUCUGUGGUGCAUGUACAAAUGUAGUGCUAAAUUUAGCUUCUGAGGAGCUGUAUGACAAUUAUAUAAUAGAAAAUAUUUGAAAACAUUUAUUUUAAUGCCCUCCUCUAGAGGGAUGUUUAACAUUUAUUUUAACAAAUUCUGCUAGCAAUGCAUAGUUGUUGUUUUUAAAAAUCUGUUAGUGGUCCCGUCCCCCUGUCUCCAACAUGGCAUUCAUCCUCGCUGUUACUGGCUUGUAUGCUGUGAGCUUUCUCAGGGUACCUGUUUUAUUUCUUGUUUAGCACCUUCUCGAGGAGAAAGUCCCUCUUUUUUUAAAAAAGCACACCUUGUAAUGUGUGUUUUUUACUCCCACCUCCCCCAGGUUAAGGUUUCCCUGAAGGCUAGUAAUAUGAACAUAUUGUGCUAGGACAGUUUUCCUCAACCUGGUGUCCUCCAGGUGUUUUGGACUUCAAUUCCCAUCAGGCUCAUCCAGUGUGGCCAAUGGUUAGGAAUUCUUGGAAUUGUAGUUCAAAAUAUCUGGAGGCCACCAGGUUGGGAAUGCUGCCCUAGGAUGUUGGUUGAAACUGUAGGCAAAUACAAAAUGAAUAUUAAGUGCUAAUUUAAAUGUAUUACUUCGUACUUAUAUAGCACCUUCUAUCCAAACCAGAAGCUCUUUGAUGAGAGUGGAAAGAGGAGUGUGUGAGUGUUUUAUCACUUUGCAAAUUGGAUAGUCUUGCUAGUGUGAAUUGAAUGGAGAUUAAGAAUGCCAGAUGGAAAUGGUUGCUUUAAAAAAUCCCAAACACUUCUCAGUGACUUUAUAUAUGAAAUACGUAAAAAAAAAUAGUGUUUCUCUCAAGAUGAUUAUAAAUACCAUUUUUAUGUAGCCUUUGGAAUGUUUAAAACAGACAAUAUUGUUUCCAUGCAACUCCCUGAGCUGCGCUAUGGUGGCAGUCAGUCAUUGGCUUAGGCCGUAGGCUAUUUCCUUGGGUGGGUGGGGGUGCGGAUGCAGGUGUUGCUAAAUUCUUUGCUUAACUUUCCUUAAAUCCACAAACAUAGCCACAGCUUCAUGAACAUGUAAUUGUCUUCACAGUGAGAUAUAAGGGAUAUUAGAAAGGGGGGAUUAUGUAAUCAGUGCUUACUAAAUGUGCUGAUGUUACAGCAUGGAUCAAUCUUGGAAUGAUGAUUAAGUGUUGAGUCAACAGCACCAGAUACAUUUAUGGCCACCUGUACCAGAGCAUGGUUUCUUAAGAAAAUUGUAAUCUUGAUUGAGAAAUCUGAAAUGGCUCACUUAGUCAGAAUUAGGACAGUAGGAAUAACCAUGAGCUCAGCUUUCUGAAUAGGGCUAGGGUUAGGAAGUUCUUCCUUGGUGGUCCAUUCUCUUUCCCCUUCCCUUCCAUGUACCUCUGUUUCCCCAGGAUAAGACCCGGGAUCCCUUAGCAAUGGCCAGCUAUCAAGCCCAAAUAAUAUGUAGCAUAGACUUGUUCUUCUUAUGCUUGAAGUUUUGUAGGUCAGAAACCAGAGGCAAAAUUUGAACAAUUUUAAUUAAUUACAAUCAAAUUCCCAAUCUCUCUUCAGUAUGUAAUGUAGGGAACCAUGGUUGAGUUGUACCAGUGAAAACUGAGAGCAGCUAUAUGGCAUAUUACUCAAAUAUUUUAAAUGUACUUGAAAAGUUUAACCUACUGUGGAUUGGAUUCAGAGAAACACCAGCUGGAGGGAAUGGGUAGAAGGUGCCACCUGGCAGCCCCCAAGCCCUCCAAAAGGACUGUGGGUCAGAGAGUGCCUACUGAAUAUGGUGUGCUGUGGCAUAUGGCAUGUGGGGUGAGGCGAGAUCUUCAGAAAUUGGGCAGAGGCAAUCCUCCCUUUCCUCCUAAGACCUCUGCCACAGCCUACCCUAGGGAGGGGUUUUUCAGGGGGCAGGGAGGUCAUCUUCCAUAAGUAUAUCUGGAACCAGCCAAGUGUCUGGACCGGUCUCUGGAAGUCUGAACAUUCUGGCUUUUUAAAACCAAACCAAACAAACAAACAAAAAACCCUUCAUUAUUAGCAUAUACAGGUUUUUCCCUAAAUAUUGCUAACUUUUUUUUGGGGGGGGGGUGUUCUUUAUAUUAUCUGACCUUGCAAACUGAAAAAUCAAAUUUUCAUUUUAUGGAAAUUGUAAUGUGCCUUGGCUGUGCAUUGGCAGUGUCACAGUUGUUGACUAUCCUAUAGCUUACAGUUUGUCCACUUUUCCCUACUUCCUUUUAGUUAGUUAUGCUGCAUAUUUGGUGUUUAUGUUAAACAGACUGCUAGGACAGAAGGAUUCUUGUAUCAUUUUGCAUUGUGAGAAUUGAACCUAGAUACUCAAAUAAUGAGUAUUAUUAGUAAAGAGAUUCAAAGAGGGGGAAGUGACUUGCGCAAGACCAUGUGACCAGCCAGAGACAUACUGGAAUCCAAGUUUCUUGAGUGACCUUUUUCCUGCUGCAAAUUCUCACAGAAGAUUGUUUCUCUGGAAUUCUGUUCAGCUUCCCUGUAAAUUGGUUGAAUGUGGGCUGAUGUGCAGGUGAAAGGGAAAUGCUAGAAAAGACGGUGCUAUUUAACGACCGUUGGAAAAGGUAUCUGUAUUCUCUUAUUCUGAGACACUUUAUUAUACUCCCUUAAGUUUUGCACCCAGGUCUCCCUAGGAAACUGUCAGGUUACCAAAAGUCCACAAUUGGGCGGGUAUCCGUAUGAACUUCUGCAAAUUGGUUUCCAUAACAGCCUUUGGACAAUAGAUAAAAAAAUUAAGACUAUUCACUCUUUCAGUAUGUGUUAUUCCAUAUAAACAAAUGGGCCUGUAAUAAAUCUUGCUAGGGCAUUCUGGUAAACUAUAGAUACAUGCUAAUGUGUGACUUUGUGCUGACAUACAUCUUUGUAAUAUCUUGGAGUUACCUGCAAUGACAGUUGCUGUUUGAAGUGCUAGCAAAGCCUAAAUUUUUGAUAGUUCCAUUUAGCUGAAAAUUGGCAGCCCUCUACUGAGAUUCCAUUAAGCACAAACUCUUUUGAAAGGGUUGUCUGCAGAUCUUCCCUCCUUAUUUGAGGCAGUUGGUGCUCUUCAGUAAAGAGCAAAUAUACCUAGUAGUUUCUACCUUUAUGAUAACACUGAACAAAUGAUCUUUUCCUUAAUAGUAAAGGUUUGUGCCCAUAUCUCCCAGCUUUCAAUCUCAAUCUAAUUUUAUGAUUUGAUCAAGCUCUUAUAAAUUAUGUGAUCUUAUCACACAUUCUUACAGUUGCUUAAGGAAGAUAUGUGAACUAUUGGAGACUUUGUAGGAUCCAUGGGAUGCCUAUUUUUGAAUACAUGUAGAAUUGAGCUGUGUUCAUCUCUAGUAUAAGUAGGUGGAACAGUAGAGAAGUUGUAUAUAAAUAUAGCAGCUUUAGGGCUGUUUGGGAGCGUGUAUAGGAUCACAUCUUUUGUGUUUUUAUGGGGCAUAAGCAACCAGGCCUUGCACUUCAGAUGGGAAGAGAAGUAAGCCAGGGUCCCGGCACAGCAUGAUAGGCUACAGAUCCUUUUGUCUCCAGAACAUAGCUGCUGUGCCCAUUUUCUUUGAGGGCUCCCUUAAGCACAUAAGAGAGGGAGCCAUACUCCUCCUCUUCUCUUAAAUUAAGAAAUUAUUGUCUUGAUUUGAGCCACAUAUUUUCCGCUGUGUAUCAUCCUCUAAACUUCAAACUGUUACUUAUGGUUUCCCCAGAUUAUUUCAGACUUUAGUACAGAAAUGUGUAGUGACACGGAUCAGGAACAUGAAUUAUUAUUGUAAAUAAGAUUUUCUGUGUAUUUUGACAUCUUUUUACAAAUUCAUUGCAUUCAUAUGUAAAUAUUUGUAACAGUGAUUUUGAUGAAAGUUCUCAAAUUUUUAUUAAGUGUAACAUUUUAUUUACUGUAAACAUUGUAUAGCUACAAACAAAAUAGUAUUUUAUUUUAAAAA
Elgaria multicarinata webbii is the source of this 11468-nucleotide messenger RNA. RefSeq names its product upstream transcription factor family member 3 (gene USF3). Gene Ontology annotation, biological process: negative regulation of epithelial to mesenchymal transition; positive regulation of transcription by RNA polymerase II. NCBI's taxonomy places the organism in Eukaryota, Metazoa, Chordata, Lepidosauria, Squamata, Anguidae. The transcript has 8 exons. Gene Ontology annotation, molecular function: RNA polymerase II transcription regulatory region sequence-specific DNA binding; DNA-binding transcription activator activity, RNA polymerase II-specific; protein dimerization activity. The coding region runs from base 329 to 7030 and encodes 2233 amino acids. The record is from RefSeq and is a predicted model, not a curated record.